Falco peregrinus (peregrine falcon) is the source of this 705-nucleotide messenger RNA. It is a transcript of the gene C1QL4, whose product is annotated as complement C1q like 4. Gene Ontology annotation, molecular function: protein binding. The record is from RefSeq and is a predicted model, not a curated record. Lineage: Eukaryota; Metazoa; Chordata; Aves; Falconiformes; Falconidae.
AUGGUGCUGGUGCUGCUGGUGGCCAUCCCACUGCUGGUCCACAGCUCCAAGCGGCCUCACUACGAGAUGCUGGGCAGCUGCCCGCAUGGUCUGCGACCCCUACCCCCGGCCCUGAGCUGCCCCCCGCCGCCUCCCCCGCCACCCUUCCUCCCCGGGGCCAAGGGCGAACCGGGGCGGAAGGGCCGUGCUGGGGUACGGGGUCCCCCCGGACCACCAGGACCGCGGGGGCCACCGGGUGAGCCGGGGCGGCCGGGACCACCGGGGCCACCGGGGCCGGGGCCCGGAGGGUACAUCCCCUCCUUCUACAGCCCCAAGAUCGCUUUCUACGCGGGGCUACGGAAGCCCCACGAGGGCUACGAGGUGCUGCGCUUCGACGACGUGGUCACCAACGUGGGCAACUACUACGAGCCCUCGAGUGGCAAGUUCACCUGCCCCCUGCCCGGCAUCUACUUCUUCACCUACCACGUCCUCAUGCGCGGCGGCGACGGCACCAGCAUGUGGGCCGACCUCAUGAAGAACGGGCAGGUGCGGGCCAGCGCCAUCGCGCAGGAUGCGGACCAGAACUACGACUACGCCAGCAACAGCGUCAUCCUGCACCUGGACGUGGGCGACGAGGUCUUCGUCAAACUGGACGGCGGCAAAGUCCACGGUGGCAACACCAACAAGUACAGCACCUUCUCCGGCUUCAUCAUCUACCCCGACUGA